AUGCGCGCGCAGGGCUGCGGGCUCUCUGCGCUGCUGCUGCUGCUGCUGCUCCCGCUGGCUCCGGGGCCGCUGCCCGGCCGGGCUGGCCCCGGGGCGUUGUCCGAGCUGCGGGUCCGGGUGCGGCUGCCCGAUGGGCAGGUGACGGAGGAGAGCCUGCAGGCGGACAGCGACGCCGACUGCAUCAGCCUGGAGCUGCGCAAAGGGGACGGGACCCUCGUCACCCUCACCGCCGACUUCCGACAGGAGGUGAAGAUUUUCCGUGCUCUGAUCCUGGGAGAGCUGGAGAGGGGCCAAAGCCAGUUCCAGGCGCUCUGCUUUGUCACACGGCUUCACCGCAACGAGAUCAUCCCCAGCGAGUCCAUGGCGAAGCUGCGGCAGAAAAACCCCAAGACAGUGCGGCAGGCGGAGGAGGUGCGUGGGCUAGAACAUCUCAACAUGGACGUAGCGGUCAACUUCAGCAAAGGGGCUCAGCUGAGCCCCCACAUUCACAACAUCUGCUCGGAGGCCAAAGAGGCUAUUUACACCCGAGAAGAAGACGUUAAAUUUUGGCUGGAGAAAGGGGUGGAUGGCUCCAUGUUCGAGGUCUUGCCCCAGUCGGCCGACCUGCCCGACCUGCAGCGCUGCAAGUUGUGCUUGGACCGCUGGAAGCCCUGCAUCUGCAGCUACUCGCUGAGCAUCGAGUGGUACCCCUGCAUGCUCAAGUACUGCAAGAGCCGUGAUGCCAGCGGCAAGGUCUCCUCCUACAAGUGCGGCAUCCGCAGCUGCCAGAAGGGCUACGUUUUUGACUAUUACGUGCCGCAGAAGCAGCUGUGCCUAUGGGACGAGGAGACCUAG
Emys orbicularis (European pond turtle) is the source of this 834-nucleotide messenger RNA. RefSeq names its product out at first homolog (gene OAF). The coding region runs from base 1 to 834 and encodes 277 amino acids. NCBI's taxonomy places the organism in Eukaryota, Metazoa, Chordata, Testudines, Emydidae. The record is from RefSeq and is a predicted model, not a curated record. The transcript has 4 exons.